AUGACAGAAUGUAGAGAAGAUGAUCUACCUUGGAAAGCAAUGGCAACCGGCGAUUCGGUUCAGGGAGUUGCGAUCACGAAGGCAAAUGAAAAUCAAGAAUCCAACAACGACGAAGAACACACACAAAUCGACUAUCUCUUCUCCUCCAUUCUCAGCAACUCUCUCUCUUCUUCGGAGCUCUCAACGACUCUCACUCAACAACGAAGACAAACCGAUGGUGCUCUGCCUAUGAAGACGAACUGA
Ilex paraguariensis (yerba mate) is the source of this 243-nucleotide messenger RNA. NCBI's taxonomy places the organism in Eukaryota, Viridiplantae, Streptophyta, Magnoliopsida, Aquifoliales, Aquifoliaceae. The record is from the annotation of a GenBank genome assembly.